GCGUGUUAUGCCUCGAGUCCUGCCUCCAAAUGUCCGUUCAAUAGGUUCAACCUAUUCCAGAAGACUCUUCUUUACGAUUCCGAAUUUCUCAUCUUUGUCACCGUUUCCUGAUUCCAAUGGGUCAAAUGAUACUCAGACUUACCAUGAACAGAAGCUUUUCCCAUUUCGACGCAGACAAUUAUAUGAUAUCGUAGCGGACGUUCAGUCGUAUCAUCGCUUUGUGCCAUACUGCACGAGCUCAAGAAUAUUGGAACGGCGUGUAGCAAAAAGCCCUGUGAUCGAAAUGGACGCAGAACUGACUGUCGGGUUCCUGGCCUUCAAGGAAAGUUAUAUCAGUAAAGUGACAUGCAAACCGUAUGAGUCGGUGGAGGCUGUGGCUUCUUCGUCCACGCCCCUGUUCAAGACGCUCACGACAACAUGGCGUUUUCACUCGGCGUCAUCAACCUCCGAGGGUUUCCGAAAAGACCCACAAAUUACGAGCUCGGCAGGCAAGCCACGAAGCACGAGUACGGCUCUCGAUGACUCGGAGCCGACGCUGGUCACCCUCGAUCUUGCGUUUGCAUUCUCAAACCCAUUACACGCUGCCGUCUCUACUACGUUCUUUGGGCAAGUCUCGAAACUGAUGGUAAAGGCAUUCGAAGAUCGUUGUAUUGCAGUAUAUGGGCCCCGAAGUUAAUAGAAUUGCUAAUUACAAGUUUCCUCUGAUCCU
This is a messenger RNA of Serpula lacrymans var. lacrymans S7.9, 709 nucleotides long. RefSeq lists its product as uncharacterized. Gene Ontology annotation, cellular component: mitochondrion. NCBI's taxonomy places the organism in Eukaryota, Fungi, Basidiomycota, Agaricomycetes, Boletales, Serpulaceae. Gene Ontology annotation, biological process: cellular respiration; ubiquinone biosynthetic process. Gene Ontology annotation, molecular function: ubiquinone binding. The transcript has 3 exons. The record is from RefSeq and is a predicted model, not a curated record. Bases 8 to 676 code for a protein of 222 amino acids.